This is a messenger RNA of Rhizophagus irregularis DAOM 181602=DAOM 197198, 558 nucleotides long. NCBI's taxonomy places the organism in Eukaryota, Fungi, Glomeromycota, Glomeromycetes, Glomerales, Glomeraceae. The record is from RefSeq and is a predicted model, not a curated record.
AAUAAAACGUAUAAAUUUUUUGGAGAUAUUGAUAAUAAUGAUAUCGAAAAUCAUCCAUUAGCUUUACGAGUGGUUCCGCUUCCUGAAUUUACUGUAAAUUGUGCUCCUCAGCAAGAUAAAUCAAAGGAAAAAAUUUUCUUAAAUAUUUUAUUAUUCUUAUUCAUACCACGAUGGUACAAUGUUGGUCGGAAAGAAAAAAAUAAGUUGAGCCCUUUUUUUAGGGUAGUGCGUUAUGAGGACAAUGACGAUAUUUAUGACAAUCCAGCAACCGAAGCAAUAAUAGACUUUCGUUGGAAAAGAGCGAGAACUCACUUUUUCUUGCUCUUUCUUCGAUUUCUUCUUUAUGUCCUUUGUUUUGGAUUAGUUAGUUGGGCAUAUUUAGAUAACACCACUAUUAUGAAUGUAGAUUUUUUAAAGACAUUAAUUGUUGUAUUCUACUAUUUAGCAGCUUAUUUAUCCGCUACAGAAGUUAUACAAUUAAUCUUUCAUGGACCCAGAAAAUAUUUUGAAAGCAUAUAUAAUAUUUUUGAUAUAUUUUCAAUUGUAUUUCCUGUGAUA